Messenger RNA from Microthlaspi erraticum, 933 nucleotides. Lineage: Eukaryota; Viridiplantae; Streptophyta; Magnoliopsida; Brassicales; Brassicaceae. The record is from the annotation of a GenBank genome assembly.
AUGGAAGAUACACAAGAAAGCAAAAGUAAAAAUCCGUAUCUUCCUUGGUCUACUCACGAAACCAAAACAUUGUUGCGUUUGUUGGUCGAUGGUGUCAAUCAGAACUGGGCUGAUCAGAAUGGUUCAUUCAGUAAACUUACCGUGGAGCAAAGAAUACUACCAGAGCUAAACAGAAUUUGCGGAUCUAAGAAAACUCUGCUCCAUUACAAAAACCGAACGAAGAUUCUGAGGGGUAAGUACAAGAGUUAUGCCGAUCUUCUACGUUUUAGUUCUGGAUUUGGUUGGGAUUCGGAGACAAAGAAGUUCACUGCUCCAGAUGAAGUAUGGGAAGAAUAUUUCAAGGAACAUCGGAAAGAUAAACACUUACGUGACAACUCAUUUGAAGAUUAUGAGGAUCUACACACGAUCUAUGGGAAGAAUGUAGCAAUUGGAAAGAAUGCAAUGGGUUUAGGUGAUGCCACAGAUGCUCGUACUUAUGGAGCAGAAAAUAGUGAAUGGGACUACCAAGGUGGAUAUACUCCUCAAAUGAUGGGUGAUGAUGAUGAGGAUGAUGAUAAUAAUGAUGGAAUAGAACAAGUUAUUUCAUCUUCGUCACAAAGGAAUGCAAACGGAAAGCUCCCGAUAAGGAAGAAAGCUAGGACUAAGAGAUUCAACGUGGAGAAAAUUUCUGAUGAGAUAAGUGCAGUUACUGGAAUGAAUAACCAGAUGUUUAGUAUGAUACAACAAAGAUGGCAGAAAGAAGCUGAAGAGAAACAAGCUGAGGAAAAAAAUGAUAAUGUAUGGGAUGCUAUUAAGGAAGUUCCUGACUUAGAGGAAAAUGAACGUUUUGAUGCUAUGAACUUAGUUCACCAGUUAGGUAUGAAGGCUGGGUUUGUGAAGAUGACUAUAGAUGAACGUCGUGAAUGGAUUAAACGUAGCGUGCACAAGCCUUGA